CAGAAUAUUAUUCAACCUACAUACGUGUGUGUGUGUGUCAGUGUGUGUGUCACAUGCUAUAUGUUAGUUAGUGCCUAACUUUGUUCUUGUGUAUAUAUAUUACACACACAUAUUGGUUUCGGGUGGUGGUUGUUGGUGGCAGAUGGCGGAGUUCGUACACUUGGUGGUGGUGAAGUUCAAAGAAGAGGUGGUGGUGGAGGAUAUUAUCAAAGGGUUGGAAAAGCUUGUUUCUCAAGUUGAUACUGUCAAAUCCUUUGUUUGGGGAAAGGAUAUUGAAAGCAUGGAGAUGCUAAGGCAGGGGUUCACUCAUGCUUUAAUGAUGACAUUUGGGUCCAAAGAUGAUUUUGAUGCUUUUCAAACCCACCCUAACCAUCUCGAAUACACGGCAACAUUCUCAGCCGCAAUCGAAAAGAUUGUGCUUCUUGAUUUUCCGGCUGUUGUGGUCAAGCCUCCAGCCGCUUGAUGUGUGGAUUGUAAGCGAGUUCAAAAACAUGAAGGAAUUAAGAAUGUUUAUAAUCAUUCUAGUUGUGUUUUCAAGAGAUUUGAUGAUUGUAUGAGGAACUUGUGGAUUUUUUUUAAAUAAACAUGUUAGCUUGAUUUAUAAUAAUGUAUUUUUUAUAUUAAGAGGGUGUUUGAAUUUGUGGUUUGAA
Molecule: messenger RNA, 650 nt
Organism: Helianthus annuus (common sunflower)
Lineage: Eukaryota; Viridiplantae; Streptophyta; Magnoliopsida; Asterales; Asteraceae
Product: stress-response A/B barrel domain-containing protein At5g22580
Exons: 2
Coding region: 143-463 (106 amino acids)
Source: RefSeq, a predicted model, not a curated record